UCACGCGCCGCCCGAGCGCCUAUUUCAAGCGGGCGAGAGGGACGGAGGCGCCUCCGCCUGGGCGCCAGGCCUCGGGAAUCCCCGCUUUCUUCCCUUCCUUUCCCUCCGCGGGAGGGAGAAGCCUCGGCGAGCUGCGGCGCGAGCUUUGCGGCCGGGAGUUUCCUCAAGGAAGCGGCUGCUCCGGAGAGGCAGCGUGCCGCGCCCCUCGGGAGGCGUAGGCGGCCAGCCGCAGCGCGCCACCACCGGCUCUCCAUUUGCGGCUGCAAGGUGUCUCCGCGGGGGAAUUUCGGGGUCCGGAGAUGGCGGCGCGAGGGGCGCCCCGCCGGCGGGUUUAGUUGCCCUCGCGCCCUUUGCAGCUGAGGCCGCCGCCGCCACUAUGGUGCCGAAAAGCUUUGGAUUUAUGAUGUUCCUUUGGGUUCAGACAGCUGCUAACAUAUCAGUCACUGGCAUAAUAGGAAGUACUGUUGAACUGAGAUGCGAUGAGUUAAAUGGCACGUUCAUCUUAAAUAACUUUCGAGUAACAUGGCGAAAAGAAGGGGAAAUAAAGUGCUUUGUAGAAACCUAUGAUUCUGAUGAAGAUCUGACUUCAUACCGUGAGAAAAACCAGUGUGCAGACUUCAGAGACAGGACUCGGUUUAAGGAGGAACUGAAGGAGGGCAAGUUUACUCUGCAACUGUUAAGGAUCACUCCUAAAGAUGAGUUCACAUAUACCUGUGUGGUACUGAAGAAGAAUGAAGAAGGAAAAUUUGAAGUACAUAGAGAAGUAAAAACAAACCUCAAAGUGGCAGCAAAUUACAGCGCGCCAGUUCUAACUCACAUUCCAUCUGGAGAAGAAACGACAUUUAAUUGCACUUCUAGCCACGGGUACCCGCAACCAAAAGUUUAUUGGGUAAAUCAUACUGACAUCAGCCUCUUGAACUCAACUCAACAGUAUACUAGAGCGCCUGACGGGACGAUCACUGUUUUCAGUACAUUAACAGUUAAAGCAGCUACUGCUAUCAAGUUAGAGUGUACAAUUGAGAAUGAGCAGCUGCACCAAAAUCUAACUGCCACCAUUGACACGAGCAGUCCUGAAAAUAGCCCCUCGGUUGAUAACAGCCCAAGUAAGACAAAAGGUGCAGUUCUGGCUUCUGUUGCAGCUGUCUUAAUAGUCAUUCUACUUAUUUUGUACAUCGGGUGGAAGAAAAGGAGGACUUCUGUUCUAAUGACUUACACUGCUCCUGCUGAAAUAGGAAACAGAAAUUUUGGACUGCCAGAGUAAUGUUGCCUGGAAACAUUCCCACAGAGACUGAUGGUUGUGAGUUUUCUAUCUGCAGCAGAGCAUGGACUGGAGCAGAACACUUAUGUACUGCCAGCAGCUUGCCAUGUUUACCCUUCUACUGGUGAAAGGCAGAAUGCUACCUGGCCCACGUCUGAUAGAUAAAGACUAUGCUAUAAAGUUAGUCCACCAAAUGAAACCCAGAAGGGGCACACUUCUUGGGCACAGCUCAGAACUGAUUCUGUGGGGGGAGUCAACAUACACCUUUGAGCUUUCCAAGGACUGCUUCACUUGUUAAUGACAUUUUGGUACUGAAGAAAUUCACGGAGGAGCAUUUUGUCAAUGGCUUAAUGGAGCUUCUUUGUUCCACAGCAGCAUAUGCCAGUGACUAGAACUUUCAUGCCUUGUUUUUCGGCUUCCUCGAAGCAAAUGAUUGGCCUCUUUUGGAAGUAGACUGCUGGACUAGAUGGACCUGAUCCAGCAAAGGUGGUCAUCUUCUGAAGUGUGGCGGCACUUCUGAGCCCAGUCUUCCAGUGGUGGUAUAGAACGGAAGAUUGACAUGGAAUCAGUCCCCCAACAUUAGACCCAGAGGUCUGGUUGUAUAGGACAGACACAUGAGGACAGCUGUCUUUUUUUGGGGGGGGUAUAUGCCAUGGACACCACCUCCAGGUAGGUGGGCAGGUCUGUUAAUCAGUUGGGAAUAUGAUCCUCUACACCAGACAUCACUUUGGGACCAAGUUAGGCCGGAGUUCUUAUCUCAGUUUAAUGGCUUCAUCACAAUCUGAACGUCAACAUAUGCGUCUUACCUACGUGGGAACCAUAUUAACUGCAAGCUCUGCCACUGUUGAAGGCGAAGCAAUCUUGGGCAAAAAAUGAAAAGGCCUUAGGCUAAUUAUGAUUGCUUUUCCCCUGUUAGAUACUUCAGCCAGUUAACAGUCAGCCCAGUUGUGUAGCAAUAGCAAAUGGAAUGUUUCAAAUGCUGGCAUGUGAAUGCAUUACCAUUUGCCAGAGGUUUUUCAAGAGCAGCUUUAGUGGACAGACAUCUCAUUCCAGUACAGCUGCAAAAUCUAAACAAACCAAAGGCUGGGCUUCAGACAUGCAAGAUUGCAAAGACAGGAACUUGUAAAUCCUAGUUGUAAUAUUUCAUCCCAAGUAUUCUAUGCAUUUGCAGGGGAAGUGUCACAUGCAUUUACAGGUUGAACAUUGAAGGAGUACAGACAGCUCUGCUCUGUUCAUGAACAGUGUAUGCAGCAGAAGGAAUGCAGGGCUCUGGAUUUGUGCAAGUGUUCGUAUGAUUUACUGAGUUGUUGGCUUCAUGUUGCCAGUGUGCUAAGUCCGAACUGGAAGAUAUGAUGGCACGGUAGGCAUGUGGAGAUAGCAGCACACAGCGAAUCGUGAUACAUGCAUUAAUCUGGGGUUUUAUUAGUAGAUUGGAUUAUUUCUCUUAACCCUUUAUGCCAUGCUUAGCCAUCUGAGUGUUAGAAAGGGGCAGUUUCAACUUGCCAUGUUGACUAAAUUACCUUAGAGGGUACAUGGAGCUUUCUGGAUCUCACUUAACACUUUUCAAGUAAAAGCUCAGGGUUACCAUGGAAGUCCUCAGGAUGUAUUUAUAUUAAUUGAUCCAUACAGUUAAAAUUUUGGCGUGCUAAAUCAAAAUCUGUUUAGCCCCGUGACAUCUGUGUUGAUUGGCAUGAUAAAGUAGACAAAUCUUGGGGCACAUACUUUAAACAACGUACUUUAUCAAUUCAGUCAUCAUAGACACCAGAAAAGCAGUGUAAAUUACAGUCUUGAUCAAACAAGAAGACUUGAAUUGUUUAUUAGAGAGCCAGUGGAAUUCUAUUGAUGUUCUUGUUACAACUCAGUCCUAAAUACUUGGGAAAGUAUUCAAUUAUUUCCUAAGUAAGCAUUGUUGAAAAACCUGCCUUAAAAGCACCAUUCUGCAUUUUUACUCUGCAAAUAUUGUGCAAUAGAUGAGCUGAAAAGUCUUAUGAAGCUAAUACUUCACUUAGUUAAUCUCACAGGGAUAUCAUCUAUUUGACUUUACAAAAAUGUUUUUUUUUAUUUCUUUGUUUAUAAAUUCUGCAAUGUGAAUGUGAAACUUUGGUCUGUUUCUUCCCAAACAAAUCAUGUCCUGGUUGUUUUGCUCUAGUGCACUGUGAUAAAAUGGGUUUUCACACUGUUCAACACAUCGGUGGAAACUUCAGGUUUUACUUAUCUCAAUGCAGAUAACUCAUUUUUUCUCAUCCCACCCUUCACCUCCUAUUCCCUCACUGACAAAAGUCGGAUACUUCCACUGCUACCAGCAAAGGAAAAACAAAUUGGAAUUUUCCAGUUAUAAACACUUGUGCCCUGCAUGAAGCAUUAUCUUUCAUUUCUUUAGAAGUUUACUGAAGACUGAUCUUUUAGUGCAGGAUCUACCUGAUGUAUAAGAUUGGACCUUGUACACAGUAUUUUUGCAUGGCAUUUUAAUUGUGUUUUUAUCACAUUGUUUCAGUGUUUGUAUGUUUUAUACUGUUGUACACUGCUUGGAGAUCAAGCAUGCACCUUCAAUGUACUCUUUUUGGCGCCUACUCAAAACAUUCUUGUUUAGACAACCCUACUCAGAUCCUUAGAAAGUUGAGGUAACUUGAAUCUGUUUUAGUAUUUAAACUUUUGUAUGUUUUGAAGUAUGGCUGUGAAUUUUUCUUGAACUUAAUUGCUUUAUCUCUUUGCAAGCUGCUUUGAGGCUUUUUACAAUCGUGGUGUGUAAAUUUUAUUAAAUAAAUGAAUACAUA
This is a messenger RNA of Podarcis muralis (Common wall lizard), 4032 nucleotides long. It is a transcript of the gene ICOSLG, whose product is annotated as inducible T cell costimulator ligand. NCBI's taxonomy places the organism in Eukaryota, Metazoa, Chordata, Lepidosauria, Squamata, Lacertidae. Gene Ontology annotation, cellular component: external side of plasma membrane. The record is from RefSeq and is a predicted model, not a curated record. Gene Ontology annotation, biological process: positive regulation of T cell proliferation; T cell costimulation; negative regulation of T cell proliferation.